UCUUCAGCUCUUUCUUUCACCUGCAUCACAGGCUUUGCUGUCUGUCACCUCCUUCCUCGCUCGAUCUCUGCCUACCUUAUUUGCUGAGCCGGCUCCCAGAGCCUCUGGCACACACACCCAGGGAAAUCCUGCCUUGAUUUCUCUUUUUCCCCCUUCUGCUUCUGUUUUGUUUGCUUGGUUUUGUAAUUCCGCACUUCUUUUGACGCACUAUGGAGGCACCGUGCUGUUUCUCCUUCUUCCUCAUCCACUGCUCCAGUGAGAUUGUUUCAUUCCGGUAGCUACAUCUCAGCCACAUAUCAUCUUGCGCCUGGGUCACCAGUCCUGGGACUUACAUUUAAUUUGGCUGGAAACAGCAGUGAAAGGAAACUCGACAGCUAUUGGAGGGAACACCAGCGAACCCCCGCCCUCCCUUCCCCGGAAGCACCUUGUGCGGACAGCCAUGGAGGACUGCUUUGCAAAUCUUGAAUUGUUAUCAAGCAUAGACCGAGAAGACUGCAGGAUUUGUAAUUUCAUCUUUUGCAAUAUAUAUUGACAAAGUUCAGGAAGAAGCCUGAUGAGAGGAUGCCAUCAGCGGUAGGGGUUGAUCUCAACGCCUGGUGAACGCGGCCGCGGCCGCGCCCCCUCACCCGCCCACCAUGUCCUGCCCUGGUCACGGGAAGCGAAGGCUGCUGCUUGUCUCCGUGACAUUUGUACUCCUUCUCACAUGGCUCUACCUCCUGGUGGGGAACUUGGACCACGGGCGAUCCUUGCUGGUUUCCCCAUGUCUCAGUGACCAACAAGAGCUGCGGCUCACUGAGCGAGAUGCAACUGAGUUGCGGGUGCAGGAGGUGGAGGAGGAAAACCGGCAGCUGCGACUUCAGCUCAGCCAGUCCCAAGCAGCAGCCGCGCAGGUCCAGUACGGAAGCUACGGGAAUGCGCAGUGGGCGGCGUCGGCCGACCCAGGACCCGAGGAUGGGGAGAACACGGCGGAGGAGAGAGCUAACCGCACGGACUGUCCGCAGCGGCCCAUGGUGGAGAGGUGUGAGCUCAUCCAUGUGGCAUGUGUGUGUGCCGGCCACAACGCCAGUCGGGACGUGGUCACUCUGGUCAAGUCCAUCCUUUUCCACAGGAGGAACCCCCUUCACUUCCACUUCAUCACGGAUGCCGUGGCCCACCAGAUCCUCAGCUCCCUCUUCCAGUCAUGGAUGGUGCCCUCCGUGCAGGUCAGCUUCUACGACGCGGAGGAGCUGAAGUCAAACGUAGCUUGGAUCCCCAACAAGCACUACUCUGGGAUUUACGGUCUGAUGAAGCUGACAUUGACCAAAGCCCUCCCCAGCAAUCUCACCAAAGUCAUCGUUCUGGACACGGACAUUACCUUUGCUACUGACAUUGCAGAGCUGUGGGCCAUCUUCAGAAAGUUUACAGACAAGCAAGCGAUUGGGUUGGUGGAGAACCAGAGCGACUGGUACCUCGGGAACCUGUGGAAGAACCAUAAGCCUUGGCCAGCCUUGGGGCGCGGGUUCAACACAGGGGUCAUCCUGCUGCUCCUGGAGCGGCUGCGCAGGAUUGGCUGGGAGCAGAUGUGGAGGCUGACUGCGGAGAGGGAGCUCAUGAGCAUGUUGUCCACCUCGCUCGCAGACCAGGAUAUCUUCAACGCUUUCAUAAAGCAGAACCCAGUCCUGGUGCACCAGCUGCCUUGUUUCUGGAACGUCCAGCUGUCUGACCACACCCGUUCAGAGCAGUGCUACACGGAGGUGUCCGACCUCAAGGUCAUCCACUGGAACUCCCCCAAGAAGCUGCGGGUGAAAAACAAACACGUGGAGUUCUUCCGCAACCUCUACCUGACCUUCUUGGAGUACGACGGCAACCUCCUGCGCAGGGAGCUCUUCGGCUGCCCCAGCCAGCCCAGCGCCGACAGCCUUCGAUUGCAGAACGCGCUGGAAGAGCUUGACGAGGACGACCAGUGCUACGACUUCCGCCGGGAGCGGAUUGCACUGCACCGGCUGCACCUCUACUUCCUGCAGUACCAGUACAUCCCCGCAGAGGACGACACGGAUGUGACGCUGGUCGCCCAACUCUCCAUUGAUAGACUUCAGAUGCUGGAGGCGAUCUGUAACCACUGGGAGGGUCCUAUCAGCCUGGCCCUCUACAUGUCUGAUGCUGAGGCCCAGCAGUUCCUGCGUUACGCCCAGGCCUCGGACGUGCUGAAACACCGCAAGAAUAUCGGCUACCACAUUGUCUACAAGGAGGGCCAGUUCUACCCUGUCAACCUGCUGAGGAACAUUGCUCUCCGCCAGGCGAACACGCCGUAUGUCUUUUUGACAGACGUGGAUUUCUUGCCCAUGUAUGGCCUCUACAGUUACCUCAGAAAAUCUAUCGUUCAGCUGGACUUGGCCCACACCAAGAAUGCGCUGGUGGUGCCAGCCUUUGAGACCUUACGCUACCGCCUCUCCUUCCCCAAAUCCAAAGCUGAACUGCUCUCCAUGCUGGACAUGGGGACCCUUUAUACCUUCAGGUACCAUGUGUGGACCAAGGGCCACGCUCCCACCAACUACGCCAAAUGGAGGACAGCCACCACAGCCUACAAAGUGGAGUGGGAGGCUGAUUUUGAGCCCUACGUGGUGGUGAGAAGGGACUGCCCCGAGUAUGACCAGAGGUUUGUGGGGUUUGGCUGGAACAAAGUCUCCCACAUCAUGGAACUUGAUGCGCAGGAAUAUGACUUUGUGGUCCUGCCCAAUGCCUUCAUGAUCCACAUGCCCCAUGCACCCAGCUUUGACAUCUCCAAGUUCCGCUCCAGCUCCAGCUACAGGCACUGCUUGACAACGCUUAAGGAGGAGUUCCACCAGGACCUGUCCAGGAAGUAUGGUGCAGCGGCUCUUAAGUACCUUACUGCUGAGAGGAACAUCUAAGACAUGAUGUGAGGGUCAAACAUCCAGGAGUAAUCUCCAGGGUACAAAUAAUCAAGUGGGGUCAAGAACUGCUUUAUGUCACUGCUGAGGUCAAAUCUGUGGGAAAAGCUAGUAUGUGGUAAAAACUCCUGUGAGAAAGGAGAAUAAUUCCUCAUCCCUAUUUACCUUGUUCACUCUCACUCAUUGAAAGCCAAAUUUGCCUCUUCCUUGCCCCUCUGUCUAACAAACUGAUAAUGUGCUUAUGGAUGUAAAUGAGAGAAAACAUUUUUUGAUGAUCCAACAGAUUUAUUGAUCAAUAUCUUUGUGGGACAAUCAGAUUUUUUUUAUACAUGGGCCAAAAGUAUAUAUACUGUAUGACUGGGUAAUACCCAGCAUCUGGGAGGUAAAAUACAGAAUGCCAUUGUGCCACAUGGAGUUGUCCUGCUACACAGAAAACACAUUGAAUCACAGCUCAUGGUCAUCUGUUAUAAGAAAUCCUCACAAGCUGAAAUGAGACCUCUGAGGAAUACUGGUAAACAACAAUAUACAUAUUUUGUAGACUGUAUUGAAGGUGCAAUCAUAGAAGAUGUUUGGUGAAACUGGAGAUGAAAAUUAGCUUUGAUAUAACCCUUCAUAUUUAAAUAUUUAAGAUAUUUUGUUAGAUGUGAAUGUUUCAAAUUUCACAAUGUAACAUCGUAUCAUACUGUCUUUUAUGAUUGUGAUUGGGAUCACAUAUACAUAUAUAUGU
Scleropages formosus (Asian bonytongue) is the source of this 3615-nucleotide messenger RNA. Its product is annotated as LARGE xylosyl- and glucuronyltransferase 2-like. The coding region runs from base 636 to 2888 and encodes 750 amino acids. The transcript has 17 exons. Gene Ontology annotation, biological process: protein O-linked glycosylation via mannose. Gene Ontology annotation, molecular function: xylosyltransferase activity; glucuronosyltransferase activity. Gene Ontology annotation, cellular component: Golgi apparatus. NCBI's taxonomy places the organism in Eukaryota, Metazoa, Chordata, Actinopteri, Osteoglossiformes, Osteoglossidae. The record is from RefSeq and is a predicted model, not a curated record.